UCACUAUUUCACGAGUGUCCAUAUCUUUUUUUCGGAUAACAACCACGGGAAUUGUGGAAUUUAGUAUUUACUAUUUAGUAUUUACACUUUUUAGAUGUCUCAUGCAUGUGCUCGUAAUAACUAAUGCGAUCAACGAGAAGUUAAGAAAUUAGAAGUAUAGAGAGCUUAUUCUUUAUAACAUAUCAAAUAUAUCAAUUGUUAAUCAUGAAUUUUCAAAAUUUAAAUUUAUCAAAAUUCUUGUGCGAUCAGCUUAAUGCGGUUGAAAAGUUGCAUUAUCUCUGUGUAAAGUGCAUUUAAUAAUAUAUAAAAGUAUAUUCCCAACAUAGAUUGUUGUCAAUCUUAUUCGAAAUGACUUCGAUGUACACUGAAAAAUGCUGGACAUCAAAUCUAUCUCUUUUAAGAACAUAUUCCUUUCCCUAUUAUUUAUUGUAAUAUGCGUCAAAUCACCGACUGAAAUUCAAAAAAAUUGUAUACCAAAAAUAUUGGAUGGAAUUGACUGUAUAGGUUGUGCUAAAACUGGAAGUGGUAAAACGUUAGCUUUUGCUUUGCCUAUUCUUCAAAAACUUUGGGAAGAGCCUUAUGGAAUAUUUGCUCUUAUUCUUACACCUACUAGAGAACUAGCUUAUCAAAUUGCAGAUCAAUUUGCUGUAAUUGGUAAACCUAAGAAUCUCAGACAUUGUGUAGUUACAGGUGGAAUGGAAAUGAUAGUUCAAGCACGGGAAUUAUCGAAUAAGCCCCAUAUAGUGGUUGCAACACCUGGAAGACUUGCCGAUCAUUUGGAAAGCUGUGAUACAUUUUCAUUGAAACGUAUUCAAUUUCUAGUAUUAGAUGAAGCAGAUAGAUUAUUAGGUGGUAAAUUUGAUAAACAAAUUACUACUAUUUUUAAUGCUCUUCCAAAAGAAAGACAAACUUUAUUAUUUAGUGCCACCAUGACCGAUACUCUCGAAAAAGUUAAAAUGAUAACAAAAAAAAAUACUUUUGUGUAUGAAUCAACUGCUGAAGUUAAAACAGUUGAUGAACUAGAACAAUUUUAUGUGCUUUGUCCAUAUAAUGUAAAGGAUGGAUAUUUAGUAGAAAUAGUUAGAAAUUUCCGUGAAAAAGAUGAAAAGGGACUGAUUAUGAUAUUCACUGAUACAUGCAAAAACUGUCAGUUGCUGCAUAUGACAUUAAAUGAAGUUGGAUUUGACACAGUGUCACUUCAUGCAAUGAUAUCUCAACGUCAAAGAUUAGCAGGGCUAGCAAAAUUCAAAUCUCAUGUUUCCAAAAUUUUAAUUGCCACUGAUGUUGCCAGUCGUGGUCUUGAUAUUCCUGCAGUGUCAUUAGUAAUAAAUCAUAUAAUUCCAAACAAUGCUACUGAUUAUGUUCAUAGAGUUGGAAGAACUGCAAGAGCAGGAAGACAAGGUCGUGCUGUAUCUAUUGUUACCCAACAUGAUAUAAAAUUAGUUAAAGCAAUUGAACAGAAAAUUAAUAUUCGAUUAAAAGAAUAUGAUGUUUCAGGACUACAUGUUGCCAAAAUUUUGACUCAAGUACAUGUUACAAAAAGAGAAGCACAGAUAAAAUUAGAUGAAACUGAUUUUGAUGAACGACGUUUAAUUAACAAAAGAAAAAAAUUAAUAAAUGAAGGCAAAGAUCCAGACAAAGUAGAACAAGAAAUCAAACGUAAAAGAAAAGAAAAAAAUCGACAACGAUAUGAAAGAAAAAAUUUAAUUAAUAAAAACUGUGACAAAAUUGGUAUUAAUAGUGAACAAGAUACAGAUGAUCAUUUUAAUAAUGUUGAAAAAUGUGAAUAAAUAUAAUAUAUAAUUUUA
Molecule: messenger RNA, 1808 nt
Organism: Rhopalosiphum padi (bird cherry-oat aphid)
Lineage: Eukaryota; Metazoa; Arthropoda; Insecta; Hemiptera; Aphididae
Gene: Dbp45A
Product: probable ATP-dependent RNA helicase DDX49
Exons: 8
Coding region: 372-1790 (472 amino acids)
Molecular function (GO): nucleic acid binding; ATP binding; RNA helicase activity
Source: RefSeq, a predicted model, not a curated record